GUGCUGAAUUCCAAAGUGAACAACUUCAGUGCAUUGUGUUUACGUGACAAGAAGUCAACAUUUCAGAAGGCGAUUUUCAAGGAGUUUUCCUCAUUCUCUGGAGUUUUAAGGAGAAAUGGCGUUCGAGGGAAAGUACAACACUAAAAGUCCAGCGGUGAAGAGGCUGAUGAGAGAGGCUCAGGAGCUGCAUGAGGCUACUGAAGAGUACUGCGCAGCUCCCCUCGAGGAUAAUCUCUUCGAAUGGCAUUUCACGGUGAGAGGACCACCGUCUUCACCGUUCGAGGGGGGUGUCUAUCACGGUAGAAUUCUCCUGCCUCCUGAGUAUCCCAUGAAGCCGCCCAACAUCAUUCUACUGACGCCAAAUGGAAGAUUCGAGAUAAACAAAAAAAUCUGCUUAAGCAUAUCUGGCCACCACCCCGAGACGUGGCAGCCUUCUUGGAGUAUCAGAACAGCUCUACUCGCUCUGAUUGCAUUCAUGCCCACACCUGGCAAUGAUACGAUUGGAGCACUUGAUUACACCCCCGAGGAGAGACAAACACUUGCGAAAAAAUCUCAGAGUUGGCAGUGCGAGAGUUGUGGGAAGAUUGUUGACUUGUUAUCGAAGGACGGAAAGUCUAAACCGAUUACUCCAGAGGAGGGACACAUAUUGGGGUCGAUAACACUGAAGGCUGAGGAAGCGCCAACGACCACCACAACCCCGGCAACUCCCUCCCCAAGCGUAAACAUCAAUCAACUCUUGAGGCAGAGAUUAAUCGAGAGACAACGGGCCCACAGUAAUUUCGUACAGCGUACGUCAAACAGCAACUCCCUCUCCUCCUCGAACGAUCUAUUCUGGACCAUUCUAGUAGCCUCUCUGGUAUCAGCAAUAAUACUUCUGGUUCUACGAAGGCUCUUUCUGGUUUAGACCCUAGAUUUGCGUUCACUGGCUGUGAAGAUGCCGAAACCCCCCAGACAUUUACACAAUUGAAAUGAUCAAUUAUUCGGAGGAAUACAUUCAUAGUGACAUCAAGUCAUUUUAGACCCUGGAAUUUCAUUGAUUAUGAUAGAAAACAAUUAUGAAGUUGGGAAAAGAGAUGAAAGGAAAUAACGUCUUCUGUAUUUCGUGAAUAUCUCUGAAAUUUUUUGGUUUAGGGGAAAAUAUCAUAAGACACUUUUUGUAGAGGAGGAAAUUAUGUAUGAAAAAGUCUUGUGAUAUUUUUUUCUAAACCCAACCGUUUCGGAGAUAUUUGCAAAAUAAAGGAGACGUAAUUUUCAGAUUAAGUUUCGAGUUAAAUACGUGAAGAGUCUAAAUGAUCUGAAAGCAGAUUAUUUCCUCAAUCUAAAUGAUCAAUUGUUUGAAGGAAUAUAUUCAUAGUGACUUGAUCGUGUCCAUCAAGACCUUUUAAACCCUGGAAUUUCAUUGAUCAUGAUAGAAAACAAUUAUGAAGUUUGAAAAGAGAUGAAAGGAAAUAACGUCUUCUUUAUUUCGUGAAUAUCUCUGAAAUUCUGGGGUUUAGGGGAAAAUGUCAUAAGACACUUUUUGUAGAGAAGGAAAUUCUCUAUAAAAAAGUCUUGUGACAUUUUUUUCUAAACCCAACAGUUUCGGAGAUAUUUACGAAAUAAAGGAGACGUAAUUUUCAGAUUAAGAUUCGAGUUAAAUAAUUAAAGGAUCGAAAUGAUCUGGAAGCAACUGACUUUAGAAUUUAUUGAUAUGAUAUUUAUAUACACUAGAGUAACGCUUCCCAGUUGAUUUCCUCCUCAGUAUCAUGACCCUGCAUCGUUAUAACUAUCAAUUACAUCAUCAGUUCCACGAGCGACCAAAAAUAUUAUUUAUCGUUGUACAAUUACCAACUAUUCAAUUUCAAUAAUUUCUGGUUUAUCUUUUCUCUUUCUAAGAUUGUACAUAACGUUUAGCUUUCUUACGACGUAGCCAAUAAAAAUCAUGUAGAUCAAUCAACAAAUCGAUGAAAAAAAAAUCAUUAUUACUUAUUUUAAUAAUCAAUUUUUAUUAAAAUCAGUACUUCAACAUUUUUUAAAUAUUAAACUGGGUCGACAGUUUGGUCCCAGUCCCCUAUAGUCGAAUCAUAAAUUCAUUGGGUGUCGUAUUGACUUUGUAACAGUUGAAAUUUAGAAUUUAUCACUGUUCAAGGAGAUUCAAGUUUUGUGGAUCAAACGCAAUUUCUGAUGAUUUAUAGGCCUGAAAGACUAAAUGAGAUUAAAAAUAAAAAAUGGAUUUUUAGUAAAAAAAAUGAUAAAUAAUCUUGAAAAUAUCUUUCAACUACUGCAUUUAUAGAAAAAACAGAAUAAAUUUGUAUGGAGAACAUUAAAUUCAGAAAAUAAAGAAUCCCUUCCACUUGAAUCUCCCUCAAUCAAUUAUUCAAGGCUUGUAAUAAUAAAAUACCAUGUCACUGUUAAAUUGCUUUUAAAAUAUCGAAGAUAGCCAAUAUAUUUGUUUCAACAGUGCUGUAAACAUUUUCUCAAUCUCUCCUCAAUAAUAAUUCAAAACAAA
Diachasma alloeum is the source of this 2488-nucleotide messenger RNA. RefSeq names its product ubiquitin-conjugating enzyme E2 J1. The transcript has 6 exons. The record is from RefSeq and is a predicted model, not a curated record. NCBI's taxonomy places the organism in Eukaryota, Metazoa, Arthropoda, Insecta, Hymenoptera, Braconidae. The coding region runs from base 116 to 904 and encodes 262 amino acids.